CGUCCUCCCGGGGCAGCCCUGGUCCGCUCCGUCUGUGUCUGGGAACGCGGCUGCCAGGCUCAGGCCUUGGGCCUUUCUCCUCCCCUCCUCCCGCUGCUGCCAAAGGCCAUCCUUGAAGCACGUCCUGCAGGAGAAGCCACUUCACUGGGCCUUCUGGCUCCGGGACGGGGCCGCCUGCAGUUCUCCCGGGGCAGGGCCACGUCCCUUGUCCUCUUCCCUGAGCACCUCUGUGCUGCUCCGUGUCCCUGGCCUUGGCUCGCGGGCAGGAUGCGUGUCCCGCCGCCCGUGGCUGUGUUAGCACAACUACGCCUGAACCUACUUUGAUCGCUGACUCGGCUUCAUCUGUUUGCUUUCCGUCUUCCGGGUGAGGAGGAAGAUGAAGGCUCGGGCUCCGCCGCCUCCCGGAAGGCCCGCCACGCCCAACGCGCACAGCGGACCGAAGCCGCGCCGGGACGCGUCCCCCGGGCCCCCGCCGCACCUGCUGCAUAUGAAGGAGAACCUGCGGAACAGCGCGGUGGCCGUCACCGUGGUUCUGCCCAGUGGCCUGGAGAAGAAGAGCGUGGUCAAUGGCAGCCAUGCCAUGAUGGACCUACUGGUUGAACUUUGCCUUCAGAACCACCUGAAUCCAUCCCACCACGCCCUCGAGAUCCGUUCUUCGGAAACCCAACAGCCUCUGAGUUUUAAGCCAAAUACUUUAGUUGGGACCCUGAACGUUCACACUGUAUUCCUCAAAGAGAAAGUUCCCGAAGAGAAGGUGAAACCCGGCCCACCUAAGGCCCCUGAGAAAUCUGUGCGCUUGGUAGUGAAUUACCUACGAACGCAAAAGGCUGUUGUACGCGUGAGCCCCGAGGUGCCGCUGCAGAACAUUCUCCCGGUCAUCUGUGCAAAGUGCGAAGUCAGCCCGGAGCACGUGGUCCUCCUCAGGGACAACAUUGCUGGGGAGGAGCUGGAGCUUUCCAAGUCUCUCAAUGAGCUGGGGAUAAAGGAACUCUACGCCUGGGACAAUAAACGAGUUCUUCUGACCAAAACUCAGUCGGAGCCUUCCCUGAGCUGUCAAGAAACCUUUAGAAAAUCGUCACUUGGCAAUGAUGAGACAGAUAAAGAGAAGAAAAAGUUUCUGGGAUUCUUCAAAGUUAAUAAGAGGAGCAGCAGCAAGGCCGAGCGGACCGCGCAGGCCGGGGUGGACAGCGAUGAGGACGCCUCGCAGUCCGCUUUGGGAAGGGGCUCGAACGGCUGCCUGACAACGCCCAACUCCCCGUCCGUGAACCCCCGUUCCGUUCCGUUGGGUCCAUCGCUGUCGCUCAGCAACAUCUCGGGGGUGUCUGUGAAGUCGGACCUGAAGAAGCGGCGGGCCCCUCCGCCCCCGACCUCGCCUGGCACGGGGCCACCGGCGCAGGACAAGGCCUCGGAAAAGGUAUCUCUGGGCUCACAGAUUGACCUGCAGAAAAAGAAGAGGCGGGCGCCGGCCCCCCCGACGCCGCAGCCCCCAACGUCCAGCCCUCUGGUGCCACCUCGCACUCAGGACAGGGAGGAAAACAGGAAGAGCGCCACGGGUGUUGGACGGCAGGUGCCACAAAAGCCUCCCAGAGGCACUGGCCGGGGGCCCCCCCAGCUAGUGCUCCCCCCACCCCCGCCCUACCCUCCUCCUGACACAGACGAAGCAGAGCCUCUCGGCUUUCCCGGGGAGAGUGCUGGCUCCGAGGCCUUGGACCCAAGACCCACACUGAGCCUGCCCCCGGGGCCCAGCAGUCCCUGUGGCACGGACAGGGUCCCGCCCGCGCUGUCCGAGGCCGAGGAGACGGUGUCUGUCAGCAGCUGUUUCGCAUCAGAAGAUACAACGGAAGACUCCGGAGUGGUGAGCUCCCCCUCGGACAUCAUCUCCCUGGAUUCCCAACACGACAGCAUGAAAUCCAAAGAUAAGUGGGCCACAGACCAGGAGGACGGCAGUGACCAGGACCUGGCUGGAACCCCGGAACUGGGGCCCCACAAGAGCCCCACGUGGGAGCGGAGCAGCUCUGGGAACUGGCAUCCCAGACCUGAAGCUGCCCUAACCUCCGACGGUGAGGAAGACCUGUCUAUCACCGGGAGGUUCCAGAAAACCCUUGAAGAACUGGAUGAGGAGCUGGCAGAACGAGAAGGGACCCCCCGCGUGACGACCGGGCCCAUGAGCGGCGUGUCCCACCACCGCGUGCCGGACGCCACCGGCCCCGACGGGGAGGCCGACGUGAUCCCCGUCACCUUCAUCGGGGAGGUUUUGGAUGACCCCGUGGACUCGGGGCUGUUUUCCAACAGAAACAACAACGCUGGUUCUUUUGACCUGGGGGGCGUGGCUGACAGGGGGGCGCCCCCCACGCCCCCCGUGCCCCCACAGGAGGAGCACAGCCGGCCACUCGGAAGGAGGACACACGUGCCCCACUCACCCGCUCCUCCCCAUGACAUCGGGACAGAAAGCAAGCCCGCCUCGGCCAACCCCUGUGAUGCUGAAAAUCUGAAUAAAAUGGAGCCCGAGACGGGCUGUGUGGCGGCGCUGCACACGCACCCCCCAGACGCACAGGGGGGCGGCGAGGGGCCCGGCCCUGGCCUCGGCGGGAAGGUGCGGGCCCACGAGGCGGCGAGGCCGCAGCCGGCGAGGGGCAAGGAGGCCCAGGGGGCAGGUAGUGGCCCAGCUCCACCGCGCUGGUAUCAACGGGACCCCAGCCCCGGGGGAAGCUACGGACUGAAAUACGGCCUCACGACGUACAAAAUCGUCCCCCCGAGGUCGGAGAUGAGGUGUUACGACCGAGGAGUGUCGCUCUCAACGGGUGCCAUCAAGAUCGACGAGCUGGGGAAUCUGGUGAGUCCCCACGCACACGGGGGCAGGACCAUAACCCCGUCGUCAUCCACUCUCGACGUGGAAACCCAGCCCGUUGGAAAAGUCAAAGAAUUCUGGAGGUCCGGCUCCACGGAGACACGCUCCGGCCAGGGGACCCCCGGCCCCAUCGCACCCCCGAAGCCGCAGCCUCGAGACGUGGGACGCGGGGCGGAGCCGAGCUUCCCGGGCCCGGCAGCGCCGCGGCCCCCGCAGCAGCCCACACGCCCAGAGGAGGCCAGAAGCCGGCCGCCCGCCCCGGCCACUUGUCCCGUGAACGUGCCAGCAGCGAGCGCCACGGAAGUCUCAUUUCUGAAGCCUCAGAGGAGGACCUCCAGUCAGUACGUGGCCUCUGCCAUUGCCAAGCGCAUCGGGCCCCAGGGCGCCCCGACCGCUGCGGUGAGGACGCCCGGGAACGCCCAGCAGGACGCGGAAGGCCGGACGCCGGCCCCACAGCCUCCUGCCCGUGCUGACCCGGGGGCGGCAGUCGGGGGUGCCCAGGGCAGCAGCCCCGAGGGAGCAUCGUCCGGCCAGGCCCCUCCCGCUGGCCUCCGCAGGAGCCCCUGUGUCCCCCCGGUCACUGCUUCCCAGCACGAUCGCGUCUGCACGGCGCAGAGCUGCAGCCUCCAGGGAAGGCAAAGCCCAGGCCGCCCCGGCACCAGCCCAGCAUCUGCCCCCCAGUGCACGCUGGACGGUCCCCCCCGCCCCCGCUCGGGAGACGACCAGACCCCUGGCAGGACCCUGGCGAAUGGGUCCAGGUGGGUCCCCCUCCACACCGAGCCCCCUCGCUCCCCGGGCAGGCUGGACACCAAUGACGGCACCAGGCAGGAGCCCCUGGAACGGGAGGCAAAACCCAGUGCGCCGUGCGCAGGAGGACACGAACCCGAUGGCACCCUGCCCCCCAGCAUCUUCGGGCCAAAGAAGAAAUUCCGCCCCGUGGUCCAGAGGCCAGCUCCGAAAGACACGUCGCUGCACAGCGCCCUGAUGGAGGCCAUCCACUCGGCAGGAGGGAAGGACAGGCUGCGCAAGGUUGCAGAACCCGGCUCCGAGGGCGGCCCGAGGAAGACGUCCUCCGCGGAGCCAGCGGGCGAGCGCUCGGCGCUGCUGGCAGCCAUCCGAGGGCACAGCGGGGCCUGCAGCCUGCGGAAGGUGUCCUCCUUCGCCUCCGAGGAGCUGCGGAGCCUCCGGGACGCCGAGCUGUCACAGCAGGAAUGUGGAUCGCCGCUGGAGCCCCCAGCACUACCUGAGCUUGGCAUCCCGGCCCCGCCGGCCCCGCCGGCCCCACGCCCUCCGGCCACCCAGGCUCCCCCCGCGCCCAGGACGGCGUCCAGGUCCAGCUCGGGCAGCCCCGCUGAAGCCAGGCAGGCCCUGAUGGACGCCAUCCGCUCCGGCACAGGGGCCGCAAGAUUGAGAAAGGUGCCCUUGCUCGUGUAAAUCAUCAAGAACAUCAGACCGUGGCGGAGACCCACCUGUGAGCCCUCCACAAGGACGCCACGUGGCGGGGGGAGUGGGGCGGGGACAUCACGACUUGGUGGAUCUUGUCUACAGGCCAAACUCACACAAUCGAUUUCCAGUCCUGCAAAACGGUUCCAAGGGAGGGCGAGAUGCUGCUCGGCUGCGCGGCUGGUGUGCCAAGGAAACGUGUUUGCCUCUGAAUAUUUGAAGUUGCCAAUAGCCUACUCUUGUUGGCAGGUUAAUGGGGAUACAAACGCUGGAGCCCAACACUACACUUACUUACGGUGACUACACUGAUUCCGGACCUUUGACGCUUUACCGCAUACAGAUGGUUGAGACCACUUAGUGGUUUGACAUCUUCUGAAUUCUAAGGAAAUACGCAUAAAUCAGAGGAAACGAUCUGAGUGUGAUACACUCUGACGUUUUAGGAGUACGAACAGCGCUGGAAGAGGACUGUUGAGUAAUGAAACCAUUGGAUGUUCAUGCCUCAAAAAUUUGGGGGUCACAGCCUCACGGGAGGUCACAGGCCACGAUCUGACCAACUAAGCUUUGUAAAAAACCAAUGAUUCUCAACCAGAAUAAAAUCACACUUGACGUCUGGCACUUCUGAUCCUCCUAGGGCAGCGGCGACAGAGAUCAGAGUGGCCCGGGUGUGGACGGUCGGUGCCCCCCGGUGCCGGCGUCCCUGGCGGGCUGUGAAGUAGAACGAGCCUCCCCCGCAGUGGCCGUGUACGGAGCCCAGUGACUUACUUCCCGGAGAACCUUCUGAAACCCUGCGCACAGCCAAGAGCGGGGACGUUGGGUGUCCACGUGUCGCCACCGUCGGGUCAAGACCGUGCUGGUAUUUCGCAGUUUGGGUUUGGUGCGGGCUCGUUGGCCCAACAGAUCAGUGGCUCCCCUGAGCCCUACGGAAGGCUCGUCUUCGCGCCCGGUGGGUGCUCAGCCACCGGUAGUUACGAGGAAGCGUAGACCCAGCGCUACUUUCCACAUCUCCGUCUAAAGCCUCUUUAUUUGAAAAGAGCCCUUGAAGAGACGAGUGGAAAUCAAGAGUCCGUGACAUAAAAUCUCUGUCCUGAUGGAACGACAGACACGGGGAGACCAUUUUAAGGUCUCACGACUGCUUCACGUCGAGGCAUCACCCAGAGUGGAAGCUUUGCUCUGCACGGUCUGACGGCCGCGGCUCGCCUCCCUGCUGCGGCCAGAACGUCAGCCGGGGUCUCGUAAACCGCGCCGUCUCUACUCUGUGUCUUUUAGUGCCACAAAUAAAAGAAAAUGAAACUGUAA
Nyctereutes procyonoides (raccoon dog) is the source of this 5587-nucleotide messenger RNA. RefSeq names its product cordon-bleu WH2 repeat protein (gene COBL). The transcript has 16 exons. Bases 377 to 4282 code for a protein of 1301 amino acids. Gene Ontology annotation, cellular component: neuronal cell body; ruffle; plasma membrane. Lineage: Eukaryota; Metazoa; Chordata; Mammalia; Carnivora; Canidae. Gene Ontology annotation, biological process: actin filament network formation; actin filament polymerization. The record is from RefSeq and is a predicted model, not a curated record. Gene Ontology annotation, molecular function: actin monomer binding.